GCGUCGCGCGCCGAACGAUUUUGGAGGUGCAGUUUAAAAUACUUCAUUGACUUUGCGUUUCCUUUAGCUUCGAUUUUGUUAUUGGUAAAAUAAUAUUCCGUAGACAACAUUCCCACGUUGUCUCGUGGCGAUGGAGAAAGAAAUAGAUAAAAAUUAUGCUAUUAAGAAAGCACCCGAUCUUACGGAUAUCACCAUUCUCAGUACGCCACUACCACAAGCUACCUCCACUGUUGACCGGCGAUCUCAGCAAGGGAGAAAACGUAGGUCAACUCUUGAUGAUCAAAACAGCAAGCAUAGACAGCUAAAUUUUGACUACAGCAAUGCUGAACAAAACACAGAUGAAUCUUCACUUGGAAUCAUACAGAAUAUUUCAUCAUUAUUGGGUGACAGUACUUUGGAAGAUCCUAGAAAUCAAAAUAGCCCUAAAAAAGAUCUUGAACGUAAAAAGAGUACAGAAUGUUAUACAAGGGACCGUGCUCGUGAAUUGUUACAAAAGUGUCAUGACUCUUUGCUUAUUAAUCCACCAAAUAAAGAGAAUGAUAUUAAUUCCACAAAUUUACAAAGAUACAGUAUACAGAAACGACUUGCUAAUGGAAGAUCCUCACAGUCUUCACAAAAUUGUCUUUCAAAUAUAGAUUCACAGUCAUUAUUGCACAAACGCUUAUCUAAUAUCAGAGAAUCACAAUGUCCCUUAUCAUCUCAAUCACAAAAGCAGAAACAUGAUCUUGAUCAGAAAUCUAUUGUAUCCGAUGAAAGUAUUGUUUUUUCACCUAACGAAAUAAGUGCUCGUUCAUCUGAACUGAACAAGACACCAGAAAAAACUGAACCAUUUCCUCAAACAAGUCUGAGUGAUUUCAGUUACAAUACUAAUGUAGCUGAGAUGAUGGCACAAUUCAGAGAUGAAGAAUUUAUGUCAGGUUCCAAAGCUGGAAGCCAAAUAUUGGCUGAUGAAAUUUCUUGGAAAAAAAAUAAAUUCUUGGUUCAUCCAGUUAUAAAUAAUAAUAGUAAUAAUAACAAUGAAAAAGAUCGUUUAGAACUUUCUUGCUUCUCUGGAAUCAUUGGAGAUAUUGAUUUGACAGUAGAUAGCGGAAGAGUGUCUGUAGGAAAUUAUUUCCAAAGAAAGUGUGGUGGUACAGGUCAUUUAUCUAUUACCAGUGCAUCAGAUAGACCAAGUUUUGGAUUAAAUUCAAAAAGCCCGCAACGAAAGGGUACAUUACGACCACUGGUUGAUCAAACUAUUAAUAGAACCAUUGAUUUAACAGAAGGAUCUUUUCUUUCUGGAAACAAAACUAGUAAGAGUAUAGAUUGCACAAAGGAACCAAGUCUAAUGAGUGUUACCAGUAUUGGUCAGGCUUUGAAAGAAAUAGAAUCGGGAACUCCUGGAAAGUUAGUUGAUCAACUUCUUGCAUACAAGAAACAGAAGAAACAACGAGCUAAAACCAAUAAUUUAGCUGGAGAUACCUACACUCUUCUACCAAGUAAUACUAGAACAUCUUUGCCAGUCUUAAAAACUUAUUUUAAUGACACACCAGAAAAAGAUUUAGGAAAUAAUAGUAGUCUCACUAGUAAAUUUUCUUUGGGCAACAAAAAUAUAAAUGAUAUAUCUGGUGAAAACCAGAACGAAAUAACUAACGAAGAAAAUUUUAUGCAUGCUAAGUUACAGCAAUUAAUAGACAUGAAACUUGAUGAUAUUACUCUAAAUUCGACCAAACCAACUUCAAAUAAAUCUGAUAAUGUAUUGAAUUUCCAACAAAUUUCAUCAGAACUAAAAAGUCCAAAUGCUAGUGUGGCUAGAACAGAACAAUCUCUUACGCCACGAUUGCGGCAAUUAUCGCAUCUGCCAGAAAAAUCCAAUAAAUUAUCCAGUUCAACUUCUAUUAACAAUAAAUCAAGUUUAAUUCAUGAUACAAUACCACCUGAUCUUAGUGAUCCAACUUUAUCAAAAAAUGAGUCAACGAUAAAAGAAAUUAACAUCACUGAUUCUUCUCUAAAAAAUUACUCAUUUGAAACAAGGAAAUUUGCACUUAGUCAAAACACUCAAGAGCUCUGUACUUGUUUAGUUGGGAUACCGAAAGAAGCAGAAUUCGAACUGCACAACGGAACAGAUCGAUGGAUUAUAUGUAAUUUGAAACUUGUUCAGAUUCAAGGAGAAAAAGAAAACAUCCAAUUAACACUACCUGUGGAUGACAUAUUAAUUGAACCAGAUGCAACAAAAUCGAUCAAAAUCGAGGUAAAAAUGCUUAGAAUGAGUAAACUGACUAUUGCUACUUUCCAUAUACCUUCCAUUGAUAUGGUAACAAGAACAAAUUGGAUUAUAAAACACCUAAUGUGUUUUGUACCAGAGGAUCCAGAUAUACGAAUAUCUGUACCUUUUGACGAUAUUAUUAUCAAUUUUGAAACAAUAACCGAGGAUACAAAUUCUAGUUUACCUAUAUCUUUUGAGAAUAAAAAUUCAAUAGAUAUACCGAUUAUAGUAAACAUUUAUCAAAAUCAACCUCAGUUGUUCAGCAUUGGUAAUUUUCUUGAUGAUACUUUUAAUAUAUCUCCUCAAAAAGAAUCAGCACAAGUUAUUUUAAAGCCAAAUCAGCCUAUGUCUAUGAACAUUGAUUUCAAAGGAAUGUCCCUUGUAUCUUUUGGAGAAAAAGUACUGCAAAAAGGUUUAUACAAUGCUGAAGCACGUAUGAGGAUAUUUAUAAGCUUCAGAGAACACGAAGAGUAUCUUAUUAAAGAAAUACCUUUAAAAGGAGCUAUAGGAUCUUCUAAACUAGAUAUUAUUGAUACACAAUUCCCACUAUUGCUACCACCCAGAAUGGAUAGAUUGGUCAUUCUCAAAAAUUCAGGUAGCAUUGCUGUAUCAGCUACAGCAGAUAUAGUGCAAUCAAAAGAGAAUCAAGUUGAGUGCAGAGAUUUCUAUAUUUGCCCAAACAACAUUGUACUCAAUGGAGGCGAAAAAUUAACAUUACAAAUUUCAUAUAAACCAGAAAAUAAUAAAACGGAUAUUGAAAAGUAUGCUGUGCUAAGACUUAGAGUAGGCAAUAAAGUGUCUUUUUAUUCUGUGAUUGGAGAAAAGAUUCUUGAAAAUGAACAGCUUAAUCCUGAUAUUUUUAAUCAAUUACAACGUUGCGAAACUCCUCAACGACUAAGGGAUGUUACUUCUCCUGUAUCGCCUCAUAGUCUAGGAUUUAAUAGAUCGGGUACAUCAGGUAGAUAUUCACCAAGUAGUACAGCUUCUGGUGGUGGACCUAUUCCGGGAGUGCCUAUACCUAUAAAAGCUUCACACACCGCUUUAGUUUGGGGUAGUAUAAAGAUUGGAAAGACGGAUAUUAAAAAAAUUAACAUUCGCAACACCAGCAAUAAUAAAAUAAAACUUUUAGUUUCUGUGACAUCAGAUGGAAAUACCUUCAAGCUUCUCAAAGAAAGACAAUCUACUACAAUUGUCGCUACUUUAACUCUUCAAGGUAUGGAAGGUCGAAAUUUAUUAGUAGUUUUUGCUCCCCACGUUCCGAAACCAGCGUCGGGAAAAAUAACGUUUUCGUAUUGCAAUUCUCAAAGAGUAACUCGAGAACCAUCUGGUCAUACAAAGAUGAUAUCGUUGUUUGGGCAUGGUGGAAAUAUCAAAAUGGAUAUAGAAGCAGUGAAAGACACUAGUGGGCAAAUGUGGCUUUCACUUGGAAAAAUUAAUCCUGAUGGCAUCCAACAUACUAAACUUCGGUUACAAAAUACUGGAAAUUUAACAAGUUUUGCGAAAUUAAAACUUGUACCAAAAGCUUUAUAUCCAUCUAUAACAAGUUGGGCUGUGGAACCGACUGAAUUAUUACUAGCUCCUAAUCAAAUUCAGUGGAUUACUAUACAAUACCGUCCUAGAAAGGAUGAUCUUGCUGCAGCUCACCAAAGUGGUAUAAUUCAUGUUGGAACAUUAAAAGUUACUUAUGGUGAUGAGCCAACAAGAUUGAGAAUAAGACGAUUGUACAAUAAAUUAAAAGAUAGCAAUCAAUUACAAGGCACAAUGAAUGAGGAAAGUGAUGAAUUUCAGGAAGUAAUUUAUCCAUUGUCCAAAGCUUUCCCUGGUGAAGUUUUUCCUCAAGAUUUGAGAAAGGUUAAUGAUUCAGUGCAAAAUCUAGGUGACUUAUGUAAAGAAAUUGUUCAAAAUGAAAUAAAAUUAACAAUAGAAGUUCAUGCAGAUGAAACAAUUUCAAUGCUUAAUGAUAACAUGGAUGAGUCACAGGCCUUUCACUCCUUGUGUAGUGAUAACGAUGAAUCAUAUUUUGGAGGAGAUAGUUUUUUACCAACUGAAUGAUUUUUAUGAAAAAUGUUUUUAUUUAGUGCCUUAAUUGCAUUAGAAUUUAGAAUUUAGUAGAAUUGAAAGUUUUCAUCUAGUAUAAUCUUGCCAUUUUUCAAGUAUACUAAAAGCACCAGAACAAUUGUA
Molecule: messenger RNA, 4426 nt
Organism: Phymastichus coffea
Lineage: Eukaryota; Metazoa; Arthropoda; Insecta; Hymenoptera; Eulophidae
Gene: spd-2
Exons: 18
Coding region: 131-4297 (1388 amino acids)
Biological process (GO): centriole replication; centrosome-templated microtubule nucleation; mitotic spindle assembly
Cellular component (GO): centriole; cytoplasm; pericentriolar material
Molecular function (GO): protein kinase binding
Source: RefSeq, a predicted model, not a curated record